UUCCGGGGGACUUAGGUAAUCAGUUGGAAGCAAAGUUAGAUAAGCCAUCAGUAGUGCAUUAUCUCUGCUCUAAGAAGACAGACAGUUAUUUUACACUCUGGCUGAAUUUAGAAUUGCUUCUGCCUGUCAUCAUUGACUGCUGGAUUGAUAAUAUCAGGCUGGUUUAUAAUCGAACAAGUAAGAUUACAGAACCACCAGAUGGAGUGGAUAUCAGAGUCCCAGGUUUUGGACAGACGUUUUCCUUGGAGUUCCUUGAUCCAAGUAAAAGGAGCGUUGGCAGUUACUUUUAUAUGCUGGUGCAGAGUUUAGUAGACUGGGGCUACAAACGUGAUGAAGACGUAAGAGGAGCUCCUUAUGACUGGCGAAAGGCACCAAAUGAGAAUGGAGACUAUUUUGUGGCCCUUCGCAAGAUGAUAGAGUUAAUGUAUGAGCAGUAUGGAAGUCCUGUGGUCUUAAUUGCUCACAGUAUGGGUAACAUGUAUACCCUCUACUUCCUCAACCAGCAGACUCAGGAUUGGAAAGACAAGUACAUAAAGGAUUAUGUGUCAUUAGGUGCUCCAUGGGGAGGAGUGGCUAAAACUCUCCGUGUGCUGGCUUCAGGUGACAACAAUAGAAUACCUGUUAUCAGUUCACUCAAGAUUAGAGACCAGCAGAGAUCAGCAGUUUCCACAAAUUGGAUGCUCCCCUACAACUAUACAUGGUCUCCAGAUAAGAUCUUUGUAAGCACACCUACAGCCAACUACACUCUUCGGGAUUACCAAAAAUUCUACAGGGACAUCAAUUUUGAAGAUGGCUGGCUGAUGAGACAAGACACUGAACACCUGGUUUACCAGAUGACACCACCUGGUGUGCGUAUACACUGCCUUUAUGGUACUGGCGUGGAAACACCUGAUUCCUUCCAUUAUGAAAGUUUUCCUGACAAAGAACCCAAGAUUCUUUACAGUGAUGGGGAUGGUACAGUGAACUUACAGAGUGCCUUGCAAUGUCAAAAGUGGGUGGACAUGCAAAAACAGGAAGUGGUGACAUUUGAGCUUUCAGGAAACGAGCAUAUUCAAAUGCUAUCCAAUGAUACUACUAUCUCGUAUGUGAAAAAGCUGCUUUUUGAUUUGUGAUACCUUAUGUUGACAGUUAUUUCCUCACCUGUGAUGCCUUCCCUUAAAUGUGGGAAAAUGCCUUUUAAUCCCUUGAUAUUUAGAUAU
Leptosomus discolor (cuckoo roller) is the source of this 1199-nucleotide messenger RNA. The record is from RefSeq and is a predicted model, not a curated record. Lineage: Eukaryota; Metazoa; Chordata; Aves; Leptosomiformes; Leptosomidae.